UUGUUCCGUUCCACUUAGAGCAUCUCAAGAUGGAAUUCUCUGCUUCCCCUCUUCCCCCCUUUGGCUUUUCGAGAUAAUCUCUUUAUCUUUUAUCGGAAAACCUUUCCGUCUGGGGUUGUGAAGGAGAGAUGUUUUUAAGAGAAAAGGGUAGCGCCUUUGCAAAACUGAAAUGAUCACCCCUUUUUAGGGCAUCACCAAGGCGAUUGAAAGAGUUCUGCUUCCCAGCUUUUUUUUUUUCUUCUUAUUGUCCCUUCCUGCUUAAGCAGUUCUUUGUGAAGCUUAGCUGUUGGUUUAGGCUGGCAAAAAGGGGAAGCAGGCUGGCAGUGGAGGUGAAUGAGAGAAAUGGAGCGCUUCUUGGGUUUUGUCAAGCAAAUCAGGAGAUCUAGGAGGAGAAAAGGAAAAAAGUACCUGCCAGAAGAGGAUUACCAAGAGGGCUACGAGGAUGUCUAUUAUUAUGCUUCUGAACAUUUUCGAAAUGAGAGUCCCUACACUAAAUCUUCCAACCAGACAAAGCCACCCGACGGAGCACUGGCUGUGAGGAGACAGAGCAUCCCAGAGGAAUUCAAGGGUUCGACGGUUGUCGAAUUAAUGAAGAAAGAAGGCACCACCCUGGGGCUUACCGUGUCUGGUGGCGUUGACAAGGAUGGCAAGCCGAGAGUAUCCAACCUCCGCCAGGGAGGCAUCGCUGCUAGGAGCGACCAGCUGGACGUGGGAGACUACAUCAAAGCCGUCAACGGAAUCAACCUCACCAAGUUCCGCCACGACGAGAUCAUCAGCCUGCUGAAGAACGUCGGCGAGAGGGUGGUGCUCGAAGUGGAAUAUGAACUUCCGCCUGCCUCUGUACAAGGAUCUGGCGUCAUUUUCAGAACUGUGGAGGUCACUUUACAUAAAGAAGGCAACACAUUUGGGUUUGUAAUACGAGGAGGAGCCCACGAUGACAGAAAUAAAUCCCGUCCUAUUGUAAUCACGUGCGUUCGACCUGGAGGGCCGGCUGACAGAGAGGGCACCAUCAAAGCCGGCGACAGGCUGUUGAGCGUCGAUGGAAUCCGUCUCCUUGAGAGCACGCAUGCGGAAGCCAUGAGUCUCCUCAAACAGUGUGGGCAAGAAGCGACGCUGCUGGUGGAAUAUGACGUCUCCGUGAUGGAUUCUGUGGCGACCGCAUCCGGACCGUUGCUCGUUGAAGUUGCCAAAACUCCCGGCGCCAGUCUUGGAGUGGCUCUAACUACCUCGAUGUGCAGUAACAAGCAGGUCAUCGUCAUAGACAAAAUCAAACCUGCAAGUAUCGCAGACAGAUGUGGUGCAUUGCAUGUGGGAGAUCAUAUCCUGUCCAUCGAUGGGACCAGCAUGGAAUAUUGUACCCUCGCAGAAGCAACCCAGUUCCUUGCAAACACGGCAGACCAGGUCAAGCUGGAGAUCCUGCCCCACCACCAGACCCGGCUAGCACUGAAGGGGCCUGAACAUGCGAAGGUUGAGCGGAGCCUCAGGCCCCUUCCUUGGCCUUGGGAUUCCUGGGGUAGCAACUGCAACAACCUGCCGAGCCUCCAGCCUGACCGUGGCAGGAUCCCGGCCUGGAAAUUCCAGAAACCGCCACCUCCAAAAAGCCCUCCAGCCUUGGUGACAUCCUCCUUCUCACCUACCUCCAUGAGCGCUUAUAGCCUGAGCUCCCUGAAUAUGGGGACCUUACCCCGCAACCUCUAUUCCACCAGUCCUCGCGGAACUCUGAUGAGGAGGAGACUGAAAAAGAAAGAUUUCAAGAGCUCACUAUCGCUCGCCUCCAGCACCGUUGGCCUCGCCGGUCAGGUAGUCCACACGGAAACCACGGAGGUCGUGCUGACGGCAGACCCCGUAGCGGGAUUUGGAAUCCAGCUCCAGGGCAGCGUGUUUGCCACCGAAACGUUGUCUUCCCCACCGCUCAUUUCCUACAUCGAGGCCGACAGCCCAGCAGAGAGGUGUGGCAUCCUGCAAAUCGGAGACAGGGUGAUGGCCAUCAACGGAAUUCCGACGGAAGACAGCACGUUUGAGGAGGCCAAUCAACUUCUGCGAGACUCUUCCAUCACCAGCAAAGUCACCUUGGAAAUAGAGUUUGACGUGGCAGAAUCUGUCAUUCCAAGUAGCGGGACUUUUCACGUGAAACUACCCAAGAAACACAACGUGGAACUUGGAAUCACUAUAAGCUCACCAUCCAGUCGGAAACCAGGAGAUCCUCUUGUUAUAUCUGAUAUCAAGAAAGGUAGCGUUGCUCACAGGACCGGGACCCUGGAACUGGGCGAUAAACUCCUCGCCAUCGACAACGUGCGCCUGGACAACUGCUCCAUGGAGGACGCGGUUCAGAUCCUCCAGCAGUGUGAGGACCUCGUGAAGCUCAAAGUCCGCAAGGACGAAGAUAACUCUGAUGAACAGGAGAGUUCCGGAGCUAUCAUUUACACGGUGGAGCUGAAGCGUUACGGAGGCCCCUUGGGCAUCACCAUCUCAGGGACCGAAGAGCCUUUCGACCCCGUCAUCAUCUCGAGUCUCACUAAGGGAGGACUAGCGGAAAGGACCGGAGCGAUCCACGUCGGAGAUCGCAUCCUAGCCAUCAACAGCAGCAGCCUGAAAGGGAAGCCUCUGAGCGAAGCCAUCCAUUUGUUACAGAUGGCGGGAGAGACGGUCACCUUGAAGAUCAAAAAGCAGACUGAUGCCCAUUCAGCCUCGAGCCCCAAGAAACUCCCCCUUCCCGGUCAUUUGAGCGAACUCAGCGACACCGAGGAUGGCACCUCAGCCUCUCUGAAAGCAGGCAAGCUGCCCGACCUUUACUCCACCACCACCGUACCCAGCGUGGACAGUGCUGUUGAAUCGUGGGACGGCUCUGGCAUUGAAGCCAGCUACGGCAGCCCAGGCUGCGGCUUCCAAGCUUCGGGAUACGGCUUCAACGCCCACGAAUGGAGGAGCCCGAAGCUGAGGGACGGGGCGUCGCCGGUGCCCAAGCCGAGGAGCCAGACGUACCAGGACCGGGGCCUGAACGACCACCAGUGGGGAAGACCUUCCGCCAGCGGCUCGGCGGGACCCCCGGACGGCGCCGAGGGGGAGCAGGAGGAGAACUUCUGGUCUCAAGCGCUGGAGGACCUGGAGACCUGCGGCCAGUCGGGAAUACUGCGGGAACUGGAGGAGAAAGCCGACAGGCGUCUGUAUUUGCGAAACAUGACUCUCUUGGCGACCAUGAUGUCCGGGAGCACGGUGAGCCUGGACCCCGAGGCGCUGCCGGUGCGCGGCCCGCUGGAGCGCCAGGCCAGCUUCCAGGAGCCGGGCAGCGCGCGGCCUCACUACGCCCAGCCCGCGCGGAGCAACACCCUGCCUUCGGACGUGGGCAGGAAGUCCGUGGCCCUGAGGAAGAUGAAGCAGCAGGAGAUGGCGGCCCCCACCCCCGUGGAACUGCACAAGAUCACUUUGUACAAGGACUCGGACCUGGAGGACUUUGGAUUCAGCGUGGCCGACGGGCUCCUGGAGAAAGGGGUGUACGUGAAGACCCUGCGCCCCGCCGGGCCCGGAGACCUCGGCGGCCUGAGACCCUACGACAGGCUCUUACAGGUUAACCAUAUCCGUACCAGAGACUUUGACUGCUGCCUUGUCGUACCUCUUAUAGCAGAAUCCGGCAAUAAACUGGACCUGGUCAUUAGCAGAAACCCAUUGGCUUCUCAAAAAGGGGUUUCGGGGCAGCCACAGACUUUAGCUGGAGCGGAAUGGAGUGAUCAGAGCCAUGCUUUCCUUCCACCAAUUGGACGCGCUCACAGUUUGGAGAUCAGAGAACCCACCAACACUUUAUAGCAAAACUUUAGCCCCUGGGACAAAGACAAUGUAUACAAGGUGCUAAAAGAUAUAAAUAUAUAUCCCUUGAUGAUUUCUGUGAGUUAAGACACAGGUUAUCCUACGUGGCAUUAACCAUAAGCACAGGUCCUUAAAUGUCGGCUUAUGUUACUUCUCCUUCUUUCUAAAAUUAGGUGUUUGGUGCCCGCUUGGCUAUGCGAGCGGUUGUUUCCUGCCCCUUGUCAGAGAAAGACUAAUGGGCUUUGAAAUAUUUAGUCCCUGAAAACUCAUCUUUAUCAUUAACUUCUGAAAGAGGAAGGUAUUUUCUCUCUCCAUUUUUUUUUCCCCUAAAAUAUCCAUUAGGAGAGCUGAUGAGAAGGAUCUCUCGUCGCCGCUGGAAGAUCUCUCGAAGAGAGUCGGAGGCCGCACCAACAGGGAUUUUUGCGAACUAAGAAUU
This is a messenger RNA of Ornithorhynchus anatinus (platypus), 4237 nucleotides long. RefSeq names its product glutamate receptor interacting protein 1 (gene GRIP1). The coding region runs from base 334 to 3801 and encodes 1155 amino acids. Lineage: Eukaryota; Metazoa; Chordata; Mammalia; Monotremata; Ornithorhynchidae. Gene Ontology annotation, biological process: neurotransmitter receptor transport, endosome to postsynaptic membrane. The transcript is spliced from 25 exons. The record is from RefSeq and is a predicted model, not a curated record. Gene Ontology annotation, molecular function: nuclear glucocorticoid receptor binding.